Salvelinus fontinalis (brook trout) is the source of this 5098-nucleotide messenger RNA. RefSeq names its product acyl-CoA:lysophosphatidylglycerol acyltransferase 1-like. Gene Ontology annotation, cellular component: endomembrane system. The transcript is spliced from 8 exons. The record is from RefSeq and is a predicted model, not a curated record. NCBI's taxonomy places the organism in Eukaryota, Metazoa, Chordata, Actinopteri, Salmoniformes, Salmonidae. Gene Ontology annotation, molecular function: acyltransferase activity. Bases 687 to 1811 code for a protein of 374 amino acids.
CACCGCCAAAUGACAGGAGAGGCAAGGAGUGGAAUGCUGAAGCUGAACAGAGACGGCAACCAGGCGAAUGUUUAAUCAUCUCUGUCUCUAAAGCAUUUGAUGCUGUCCGUGGUUUGUCAGUCAGAGCUUGCGCAGAUCCACGUUUUCUCAGCGUCGUCGUCAUAAAUGAGAUUCUCCUCUGGUGGCCGCUCCAUAAGUAGCUAGCGAUAAUCGAACGGGUCGGUCAAACUAGCGGAGCAGAUAGCAGAUUGUUAAAUAUCACCCGAUGUACAAACUGAAAUGCUGCAGCAUUUGCACUAAAACAAAUGCGUGUUAUAUGGCUCUUCCAUCAAGGGAUUGUUGCAAUUGGAUUAAAGUAGACGCAAGAGAUGUAGAUAGAAAUGUCUAGCUAGCCAAAGUACUAGGUAACUGAUGUUGCAUCGAUGGAAUUAUUCGAGUGCCAUUGAUUGAGAAGCACCCAGCGACGCUAAAUGAGUAGCUAACUAGCUACAUGGAUAGUAUUGUGUGAAUGGGACAUAUACAAUUUUGAUACAUAAAUCAAUGUUUAAGGAUCUAACAUGUUAACUUAAUACAUGUGACUUGGUAUUCAUCCAUGCUAAGCCAGCUUUCUGUUUUAUCGUCCGGCAACGACAUUUGGACGGGGGGACAGUAGCUAACGUUACUAAGAUUGGGCAGGGUGCAUCAGUAUGGCACUACUUCUAGAAGGUGCCCAAAACCUGGGCUGGGUACUCCUGAACUCCUUCCUUCGUUUCAUCUUUGUGUUCAUUAAUAACUGUGUAGCAAUCCCUUCGUAUUGCCUCUACUGCAUUCUUCUUCAACCCCUCAGAGUAAUGGACAGCCGUACUUUCUGGCUCAUUGAAGGAAUAAUGUUCAAAUGGAUGUUGGCAAUGGUGUCACAGUGGGGCUGGGUUGCAGGCUAUACAGUGAUGGAGUGGGGCGACGACGUAAGGCCCCUUUCUGAAGAGGAAGCCAUGGUCAUCGUCAACCACCAAGCCACAGGGGACGUGUGCACCCUCAUGAUGUGCUUGCAGGACAAGGGCACGGUGGUGCGGAAGAUGAUGUGGUUGAUGGACCACGUGUUCAAGUACACCAACUUUGGCCUGGUGUCCCUCAUCCACGGGGACUUCUUCAUCAGACAGGGUAAAGCGUACCGGGACAAGCAGCUGAUCUACCUAAAGGAUCACCUAGACCGGUACUAUCACAGCCGUGACAGAAAGUGGAUCGUGCUCUUCCCAGAAGGCGGCUUCUUGCGCAAGCGGCGGGAAACCAGCCAGGCAUUCGCCAAGAAGAACUCGCUUCCUCACCUGACGCAUGUGACGCUGCCACGGCUGGGUGCCACUCAGGUGAUCCUGAAGACCCUGGGGCCGCAGCAGGAGAACGGCUGCCUGGGGACAGAGGCCAGCACAGUGCACCCUAGCCAGUCAGGUAGUAAACCCAAAGGCCUGCAGUGGGUGGUGGACGUGACCAUAGCGUACUCCAAAGCCAGGCCCAUGGACAUCCAGACGUGGAUCUUUGGCUACAGACCUCCCACAGUCACGCACGUACACUACAGGGUGUACCCCAUAAAGGAGGUUCCGGUGGAGACCAAACCCCUGACAGACUGGCUGUACCAGAGGUUUGUGGAGAAGGAGGAUCUACUGGCCCAUUUCUACGAAACAGGAGCCUUCCCUCCGCCGAAAGGCCAGAAGGAGGCUGUCUCCCGGGCGAUGACCCUCGACCCUGUGCAGCUCUGCGUCAUCCAAUUCCUGGCCUUCGCCUCGGGCUACCUGUGGUACAGCGUCCUUCAGUACUUCUACUGCUGUUUGUUCUGAGUGCACUGAGGAGGAUGGCGUUUUUAAGGAGGUUCUUUAAAGUGAACCGGAUCCUGUUGGCACUGUUCCUGGAUCAGCCAAUAGCGCACCCUCCCCAGUACCAUCCCUCCUCCCUACGAUGGAUUGAAUGUACAUUUUGCAAAAAGCAGGAGGGACUGAAAAAAAAAAAAAGAUUAUGUUGGAGUCUUUUUUCCCCUCCUGCAUACAUGAAUACCGACACACACGGACGGACGGACGAACGGACAAACACACACAUGAUUGACUGAAGCCCCUAAUUUUGAACAUGAAUCAUGUUUACACACACUAACUUAUUGGAUACACACCUGCGCCAAUCUAGGUGAUGGUCUCUCAUUUCUCACACACUUUUUCUGUUUACACACGUCUUCGUACACUUCAACUGAACUCACCCACACGCCCGGUUUUACUCUCAGAUCAAGAAUGAGGCUCAGGACUACAACUGAAAUUGUUCUCAAGUGGACUCUCUCCCUGGUCUUUGGGUGUAGUUUUACAGCGUGUGUUUGUGCAUUGUGUCUGCUCUCGUACCCCCCCCCCCCCCCCCAUCCCUCUUUUUGGACUUCUCUCCAGGCCUGUUGAUUAGAUGGUUGGGCCCACAUUACAGAGAGAGGGGCUGUUGUAUGUACCCGAUCAGAGACUACCACAUCUGGCCCCUCUCUUCUGGCCUUCAUUGCACUAAAAGGAUCCAUACUGCCCCCUACCCCUCCCCCACUCCAGGAAAUAUUCCUGAACAGUAGCUGUUUGUUUUUAUUUUGUUUAUUUUAAUUUGCCCCGCCCUCUAACCACCCCCUCUCCCCCUAACAACCGCCAUUGCAUUUGUUAUCGUCGUUGGUGUUGUCGUAGUCCACCUACCUUGUCGUCUUCGAGACUUUUACUUUACUAUGUGUCUGUCUAAGACUGUAUUCUGAGCUGACUGACUGAAGGGGAAUCUUCUUGUUUACACUGGCGGCCCCCCGUCUGGGCCUAAAGGGAAGCUGGCAACGAUGUCAGGCUCUUGUUAAGACUGUUUCCACAACGUGGGGUGGUAGGUGGUUCCGGAACCCGGUGGCGUGGCGGGGGGGAGUGCCCAAAUGCUGAUGACGAAACACUGAUGGCACAUUGGGACAGCACUCUGAUCCGACCCCCCCUCCCUGAAAAAUAACUCCCUUAACACCCGUGAUGAUGCAAAUUCUCAACAUCGCCUGCCCUCACUCGUACACAUACAUACACACACACACACACACACACACACACACACACACACACACACACACACACACACACACACACACACACAGAGAUAUGGUGCAGCUACACAGAGCAGAGUGGAUCUCUGCCCAUAUAGGACUGUCUCAGUGAGCCAAACUGAAAAAGGCGGACAAAGCUGAAUUUCUCCCCAUUGGACUCCAUAGUUUUACAAAUAUUUAAGCCAUAUGCUUAGUGUCAUGGGGUGGGGAAUGACAUCAGAAAAAUAUACUUUUUAUAGGCGGAGCUACCCUAAUGCUCGGCAUUCUAAAAUGUACAUUUUGGCUUACAAACUCCUAGGUGUCAUUACUGUACAUUUACAGCGUUAACCUGCCUAAGUGGGUGUGUGUGGUUGACUUUUUCCUCCCCUCUUUUUUUAAUAUAUAUAUAUAUAUAUAUAUAAUUGAUGUCGCACUGAUCUGCGAUAUCUGAGUUGUGGCGGCAAAUCACUCUUAGUGGUCAGUUAUUAUUUCAUUUUUAAAUUACUUGAACUUUUGUCCUUAUGCCAUGAGUAUAUUUAAUCUUGUAAAUAAUGAAACUGAGGAAGAAAUUCAUUGUUGUUAGUGACUGCAACCGAUGUUAUCUCUCUCUCUUGGUCCGACUAUUUCUUAUUUGUUUUUAGUUUUGAAAUAUCAUGAAUGUUAAAAAAAAAAAAAAAAAAAAUGAUAAAAAUAACAAUUGUUUUCGAGACCUGUCAGUUCUGUGUUACUUCCCUGUUCCUUGACCUUUGGUUUGACCUCUGACAUGGAUGUUAUUUUAUGUGUGCUUCAUGAACCCAGAGAGCUCGGCCAGGCUCUCAGCUCCUGCACUGUCACAAUGCUCAGUGAUACACAUAUGGCCCUGUUGGGAUACAUGAGAAAUGUAUCCUUUCCUUCCUACCUUGAAGAAAUCGCCCAUCUGAACUGGUUGGAUUAGUGUAAGUCACAGGGUGGUUACCUCUUCUACACCUAUCCAAUCUCUUAUCAAUAUGUGCUUACCUCAACAAAACAAGAAAGGAAGGAUGUCUUUCUGAAGUAUUAGAACAGGGACAGAGGCCCUCCACCUAAAGACACUGAUGGAUUCCUAGGCCCAAAAAAUGCAGGUUAAGACAACAUAAUAAUUCAAUACCGCAGUGUUUGAAAAUAAACAAAUUAAUUGGACCAGCACCAUUGUUAACUACUAGCACCGUUGCUAACUAGCAACGCUGGUCCCAUUUUUGCAAAGAGUUAUGGGAUAUUAGAAUCCCGUUGUCUUAAUCUUGUCAUCUUCAACCUAGGCUGAUUCCAACUUGUAGAUCUAAAAGGGACUUGAUAGGAGAUUUGCAAUGCUGCAUACACCAAUCUAGACUAUUAUAGGGCUUGGUGGAGAUAUUGCCAUCUUACUGAUCUCCAUCUAGCCUUUGUAAAUCUUAUGGUGGUACCAAGAUAGUGUCUCGUGGUAGGGCAUCAAGUUUUUUAUUUGAAACAUAAAAAUGAAGAAUUCCAAAUCACUCUUCACGUUGGAAGGGAAUUCAGUCACGGCCCAGCAAUGAUACAGCAGUUCUGUUCCAUAAUUGUUAUUAUUACCAUGGUUUUUAAUGGGGGAAAAAAGCCACACAGAAGAAUUGACAAAUUGGAUGAACAGCCAAAAAUCAUGAUGUUUAAGUAAUUCAAACGGAAUGGACUUUAGUCAUCACCUCCGAAACCGUGGAAAUACUGUACAGUAACAGAGGCUGUGUAUGAAAUGCAGAGGGCUGGCUGGUUCGGGAGAUAGAGUCCAUUUGGAGAUGGACCUUCAAUUUUUAGGUGUCAUCUUCAUGCCGGUCCCGUGAGAUUGCCCUUCAAUGUGAGAGAGUGACAAAAAGAUGUAGUGUCUCUCCAAAGAAAGGCAGGGGAAAAUAAUAUUAUUUUCCUAGAUAUGGUUUUAGGAAAGAAAGAAAAAAAUACUAUGUCAGGAAUUUUAACAAACAAUACUAGAAACUGUCUGUAAUUUUCCAUUUUGUACUCCUCCCUUUCUUCCUAGCUACACAGCCAUUUUACCACACAAAGAACUUGUGCUGGAAUAAACUGAUGGUCAUGAAGAUCCUGAAA